Jatropha curcas is the source of this 1254-nucleotide messenger RNA. RefSeq lists its product as uncharacterized. The record is from RefSeq and is a predicted model, not a curated record. Lineage: Eukaryota; Viridiplantae; Streptophyta; Magnoliopsida; Malpighiales; Euphorbiaceae.
AAAUGAAAGUAAGCAUUACAGCAGUUCAAGGCGGGUCAACCCUGUCUGUUGGCGGUUGCGGUCUAAACAGUGGACUCGCCGAGUCAUUCCCUCGGUUCAAAGAAAAGAAAUUUCUUCCGCUUUGAAAUUACAUGACUGUUAAAUCUGACAGUUUAUAUGUUAUAACCACCAAUUAACACCACAAAAUCUCAAAAAUUUCAGCAAACAAUCAUUGGAAUUCGUUCUCAGUUCAGAUACUAAAGCCCUAUGGAUUUCGAUUUCGAUUUCGAUUUCCAAAAAAAGAGGGUUCUAAUUGUCAUCUUCAUCGUUGGAAUCAUUGGUCUCGGUAUUACAGCUGAUAAAUGUCGGCAACUGGUUGGGGAAGAUUAUUCAUCCCAGAGUGGAAAGUUUACCAUCUUUAACUGCUUUGACAUGAGCACUGGAACCCUGGCAUGCACAGUGAAGGAAGGUGUGAAGCUUUAUUUCUACAACUUGAGGACGGCUCAUGUUGAGAGGGCUAGGAAUCUUGCAAUUGAGCGUUCAUUAAUUGAUGCAAUGGGACAGGGACUAUCUGCAACUGAUGCAGCAAAACAAGCACAGAAAGAAGGGGCAAAGGCUGCUAAAUUGGCAAAGCGUCAAGGAAAACGUAUUAUAGGUCCCAUUAUUUCUUCAGGCUGGGACUUUUUCGAAGCUCUUUAUUAUGGUGGUACCAUGACAGAAGGAUUCCUAAGGGGCAGCGGAACAUUAGUUGGUGCCUAUGCUGGAGGGUAUCUCGGCGAGGCAAGUCUUGGACGCUUUGGCUAUCUUGUUGGAAGUCAUCUGGGUAGUUGGGUUGGAGGUAGGAUAGGACUAAUGGUGUAUGACGUGGUUAAUGGAGUGGAAUACCUGCUUCAAAUUUACCAAGGUGGAGCUAGCGAAGUUCGUGAGAAAUUUGAAAACUCUGAAGUUUCUGAAGACUUCAAUGUCUACGAAACACCUGCAUAUACAAGCUCCAAGGUGUCCGACGACUCCAAUGUGUAUGAAUCUCCUGCAGACAGAAGCUCCGAGGUUCCUGAAGACACUAAUAUUUAUGAAUCAACUACUUACGAAAACUCUGAAUCAUAUGAAAAUUCUGAAUUUAGGUGAAAAUUUGUAGUCUUUAUAGUGUUAUGAUAUUACCCAAAGCAGAUGUAAUGUAACUUAUGUAACAUAUAAUUAGCAACUCAGGAAGGAAAUGUGCAGGAACAACAGAUUGUUGGAUUGUUUAAUUAUAAAUUUAUGUUUAGAUUUAUUUUA